Aspergillus alliaceus is the source of this 1650-nucleotide messenger RNA. RefSeq names its product major facilitator superfamily domain-containing protein. The transcript has 7 exons. Lineage: Eukaryota; Fungi; Ascomycota; Eurotiomycetes; Eurotiales; Aspergillaceae. The coding region runs from base 1 to 1650 and encodes 549 amino acids. Gene Ontology annotation, molecular function: transmembrane transporter activity. Gene Ontology annotation, biological process: transmembrane transport. The record is from RefSeq and is a predicted model, not a curated record.
AUGGACAGCCAAGAAAAGAUUAACCCCGUGGCUGAGAAGCCUCCCGAGUAUCAGAUCCUCUAUCCACAUGGAUGGAGGCUGUGUUUCACCACAAUUGGGCUGGUAAUCAGCCUUUACUUAGUCAACCUGGAGGUCACGAUCGUGAGCACUUCGCUUUUAUCCAUCACGGGGGACCUGAAUGGUUUCAGCAAAACAAGCUGGAUCAUUACUGGAUUCCUAAUUACAUACACUGGCUUCAUGUCCAUCUGGACAAGAAUUAGCGAUAUCAUUGGUAGAAAGAAAACCUUGAUCGCUGCCAACCUGAUCUUCUUGGCGUUUUCAUUGGGAUGUGGGUUAUCCCGGUCGGUAAACACACUCAUCGUAUGUCGAGCGUUUCAGGGCAUUGGUGGUGCUGGGGUUUACCCGGUUACUAUCUUGUGCACCUAUGAGCUCGUCCCCAAGCGCAGGCUGCCCAUUUGGGGCGGCAUGGUCUCAUUAGCUGUUGCAUGUGCCUCUUUGACGGGUCCUCUCAUAGGAGGCGUGCUUGCAGAAAGGUCAACCUGGCGAUGGGUCUUUUAUGUGAGCCUUCCUCCCGGGGCAGUGGCUGUGAUGUUGUUUCUCAUCGCGAUGCCUGCAGCCCUUGGCUCACGGCCCCCGAAAUCAAUCGCCCAUUUGAGGCCAACAAUGACACUUUUCCGCGAGCUUGAUGUCAUGGGGGCUGUGUUGCUCCUCAGCGGCUCUUUAUUACUCAUUACGGUAUUAAAUGAAACUAACCUGGAGUUUGAGUGGGCUUCUAGAACUGCGAUCGCACUACUCGUUGUGUCCGGCCUAUCGUGGAUGGCCUUCUUUGCCUGGGAAUGGCUGAUCGACGGCCGCCCUGGUUUUCAACCAAUCUUUCCAAAGCGAUUCAUUUUCAACAGAGCCUGGGUGGGGAUUCUCAUAACUACCUUUGUCAGUGGCUGUCCGUGGAACGUGGUAGUUGUCUAUGUGUCACAGCGCUUCCAGAUCCUAGAAAGACUCUCACCCCUAGGCGCUGGCAUCCGGCUAAUUCCAUAUACCGCCAUUGCUACUCUGUCCACCAGCAUCGCCAAUAUUGCCUGUCUUCGUGGGCGGAUACCCUUCGUCUAUUUAAUCUUCGCCGGUUCCAUCCUACAUACUGUGGGGAUGGUUCUCCUCUCUACGCUACCUCAGUCCGACUCCUUCCCCAGUGCAGGCUACGGAUAUGAAGUAAUCGCAGGUGUUGGUAUUGGAAUCAGCAUCGGGAUUUGCAUUUUAGCAGUUCCUUACGUUGUCGAAACGAGGGACCUCGCAACAGCAACAGGUUCCCUAAAUCAAUGCCGGUUCCUUGGAGGGGCAAUCGGACUCGCAAUUGCAUCCAAUAUCCAGUAUGCGAACUUGAAGAGUGAGCUCGCGGAGACACUUUCUCCGGAACAGUUGCAGCAGCUGUUCCAUAACACCAGUAUGGUGAAGACCUUACCUACGCAACUUCAGGUUAUAGUACAGCAGGUCUUUUCCAAGAGCUAUACACAUCAAUUCCAGGCGAUGAUUAUCUUUGCGGCAGUGCAGAUCCCGGCAUCUUUGCUGAUAUUUAGACGUGGUGGACAGUACAUGGCGAAGGAGGAGGGAAGCACAGAUUGUGGCGGAUCGGAAACGACUAGAAACGAUGUUUGA